This is a messenger RNA of Mya arenaria, 3429 nucleotides long. Its product is annotated as ras-related protein Rab-30-like. The record is from RefSeq and is a predicted model, not a curated record. NCBI's taxonomy places the organism in Eukaryota, Metazoa, Mollusca, Bivalvia, Myida, Myidae. Gene Ontology annotation, molecular function: GTP binding; GTPase activity. The transcript has 5 exons. Gene Ontology annotation, cellular component: trans-Golgi network. Bases 173 to 784 code for a protein of 203 amino acids.
UCUAUGUCAUCAAAGCGUUUUGUUUUUGACAAACGUCCGGGCAAUUCAAGAAAAUGAAGCAAAAACAGAAAUUGCAAAUUCUUCCGCUUUAAUCACGCAUUUAAACGCUUUUAAUCGUAAAGGUGUGACUACGCCGUAACUGACCCAACAGCAGAAGUCUUUGAGGCAAAGCAUGGAAGACUACAAAUACCUAUUUAAAGUAGUGUUGAUUGGAGAAGCAGGAGUCGGCAAAACCUGCCUCGUGCGCAGGUUCACACAGGGCUUAUUUCCCCCUGGUCAGGCAGCCACUAUUGGGGUUGAUUUUAUGAUUAAAACAGUGGAGAUUGAUGGUGAAAAAAUAAAGCUGCAGAUCUGGGACACUGCUGGUCAGGAGAAGUUCCGCUCCAUCACCCAGAGUUACUACCGUGCCGCCCAUGGGCUCAUCCUUGUAUACGAUGUCUGCUCACAGAACACCUUUGAUGCCCUCCCGCAGUGGAUGACCGAUGUUGAGGCAUUCGCCAACCAGAAAGUUCUCUCAUAUCUAGUUGGAAACAAGACUGACCGCAUGGAUGCUCGAGAGGUUCCCACCCACAUAGGACGGCAGUUUGCUGACCGCUAUGAGAUGAACUUCCUGGAAACAUCGGCCAAGGAGGCGGACAACGUUGACAAACUGUUUACGGACAUAGCAGUACGGUUGACCGAUGAGAUGCGUGACCGCAGCAGACUGGCUCCAGAUUCGAACACAACGAACAUUUCCACCAAUACAAAGUCCAUCAGCUCUUGUUCACAAUGCUUUAAGCCAUGAGUUGCACCUUCCAACAGUAGACCUUGCAUAAUGUGAUUGCAUAAUUGUUGUUGUUGUUGUUGUUGUUUUUUAUGCCAUGUGGCAUUGAUACAAGUACCAUCUUUUACUAAAUGUCUUUAUUUAAUGUCUUUCAAGUAUAAGCGAUAUUCUUUAGUUCAGUUUAGCUCAGAAGUUUGGAUACUUGUAUUUAACAACUGAUAGCUAAUUCAGUUUGUGAAAUGUGUUUUUAAUGAUGAGGCAAACAUGGUAGACCAAAUAUUGUUGCUAUGAAGAAGCAAUAUAAAAGAAAAGAAUAUAAAAAUGAUGUUCUAGAAAUGAAAAAAACAACCUUGUUAGAACCAAAAAGUAAAUAAUCAUUAUCAGAUCAUCAUUGGUUGUGUAAUAAAUGUUUGGUGGUACAGUUGAAUAUGUUUCAAUGAAUCUUUGUAGAUUUUUUAUCUGAAUCUAGUCAUAUUUCAAAAAUAUCUAGUCAUUUAGGAAGCAUGGUUAAGACCUUUGUUUUGUUGUAUAUUUUAACUUGUAUGAUGUUAACAUUGUUUUGUUAAAUGAUACAUGUGGGUAAGCUGAAUGCUUUUUAAAAAAAAAUAUGUGUUUAAUAUUUUACAUCAUUGGAAGUGGUAAGGUUACAAUGUUAUGUAGUGAGAUAGUAGAAUACAUGCAUUAAAAGUAAACUGGUAUACUUCAGAAUGUCAUGGGUAUAUACAUGGAAAUAUGGUUUCAACUAUUAAAAUAUCAUGUUGUGACUUUUCUUUAGUAUAUUUAAGUACUUGUCUGCUAAAACUGUUAAUUGGACCAGUUUCAUACAUUUGUAAUUUUGGUAAUGUUUCCUUAAUUUUUGGUUGAUUAAGAUAUUAAAGUCUUAUAGAAUUAUGUACAUGUAUGUUUGCAAAUUAUAAUAUCCCACGACCUUCAUAUGUGAAAUGCAGGCAUGGAUCUGAACAAUUCUGAAGAAAGUUUUAAUUUACAGUCAAACAUUUUCCCUUGCAUAUUUAUGCAGGCAGGUGCCCUAUUAUCAACAAUUGUACAGUAAAUAUGACAUGGUCAAUAUAUUAUUCAGUUCAAUACUAUGUUCAUGUAACACAUUUGAAUGGAAGUUUCACCCGUAAACUCAAUUUUAUUCUUAACUAGACAAAUUAUGAGUCUGUUUCAAAUUGAUAACAACUUGAAAGGACUAUUUUCGAAAAAGCGAUCAUUUGAUACCAACAUUUAUAUUAAAGGCCAACUGGUUACUGGCCUGUUUUAUUAUUUUUGUAUUUUAGCUUAAGAAUUGAUUAAAUUCAGACUUUGUUUGACGGAAACUUGACUAUCACAUGUACCGGUAAUACCCACAGACUGUGUCAGAUACAUUGACAGUUCGUGCUCUCAGUGAUUGUUAUACAUACGGUAUUGAUUGUAUUUAGUUUUGGGCAGUGGUUUCAUGUGUAAACUGUGUUUCUUUGUAUUUCUAUGUUGUGUUUUCCUUUUAUUCUCAACCUGUUACGAAAUAUUUUAUGUUUUCUUUUAGAAAAUAUUUUGUGUUCUAUUGUGCAAUAGUUUUACCAGAUUUUUUUUAUAGUGCCAAUAUAAUAGUCUUUACAAGCAUUGCUAUGUAUGCUUCAGACAUAUGCAAUAACUGCAACUCUAGGGGUAUUUUAUAUUUCAGUUGUUUUGUUUACAUUUGCUCUUUUUUUAACUGCUAUAAGACAAUUAAUAACCCAUGUCAUUGUUUUUGCCAAAUCUACAAAUGUGUUCAUGGCCAGGCUUGUCUCAUUGUGUAAUUUAUUUACUGUCAAUUUUUGUUUUAUCACCUUAAAUACAGCACAUUUUUCUCAGUAUUAGAUAUGUAUGAAGUUUACAUGUAUGCCAAUAUUUUAUAUACUGCAAAUGAAUCUCAUCUGUUAUAUUUAUUGCUGUAAUUAAUGUGAGUAAAUCAUGGUGUUGUUGUUUUUGUAAACAUUUUUAACAUACAUAGUUUGGGGCCUUUUCAUCAAGAACCAUAGAAGCAGUUUUGGACCUGGGAGAGAUUUUCAGCAGUGAAGUUCUACUGUUUGAAGUGUGUCCUAGGUAAACAAUUGCUCCUAUCAUAAGUGAUGAAACGACUUCUAGAUUUUCAGCAAGGCAUACUACUGUUGAAGGGAGUUUUUUGCCAUUGUAAUCAGUACAGUGACCAAGGGAUAUUUGUCAUUUUAGCAGAGUAUGAAAUACAUGUAUACUUAUCUGGCAUUGUCUUCCAUAUUGUAAUACUAGAGGUGAAUUAAGUGUCCAGGAUAGUUGCUAUAUACAGCAUAAUAGAAUUAGAUAUGUUGAGCAGUUCCAUGCCAUUUAACCCUUUUGUGAAGUGGACGAGCUUAUACCUACAAUUAUUGUUAUUUUUUGUUUUAUUUUGAUUUUCUUGUUCGCCUUUUCCUUGCCAAAAUCUCCUGUAUGAUUAGAAUGCAGGUAGAAUGCAUGUGGAUUUUUUCUGUUUUUUUUCUUCUUCUUUUUUUCAAAAGGAAACCAUUAGUUUUUAUAAUAAAACUUGGUUAAAAAUGACUUGUUUGAUGUAAAGAACUUUUGCAAGCGUGUUUUUGAAAUUGUAUUAGUUUAUAAGGUAAAUAUUUAAACCUGCCAUUUCACUGGACACAUUUUGUUUUGUCAUAUUUGUGCCAAAUAAAAUUCAGACUUGU